Papaver somniferum (opium poppy) is the source of this 2759-nucleotide messenger RNA. RefSeq names its product alpha-L-fucosidase 2-like. The record is from RefSeq and is a predicted model, not a curated record. Gene Ontology annotation, biological process: carbohydrate metabolic process. NCBI's taxonomy places the organism in Eukaryota, Viridiplantae, Streptophyta, Magnoliopsida, Ranunculales, Papaveraceae. The transcript is spliced from 10 exons. Bases 75 to 2531 code for a protein of 818 amino acids. Gene Ontology annotation, molecular function: alpha-L-fucosidase activity.
UUGAACUCUUUUCCCACUCUCUCUCUCUCUCUCUCUUGCUAGAUUUUGCUACUGUUUUGAGAGAUUUUUUCAUCAUGGAGGAAGAUGGAGAAUGGGUUUUCGUUCAUCCACCAACAGAAAUAGAUUUUUGGAAUCCAAGCUUAAAUCUUUCAGAGACUACUUCUUCUGAUCCUCUGAAAGUUCAGUUCACUGCACCAGCAAAACAUUGGACUAAUGCUGCACCAAUUGGUAAUGGACGUCUUGGAGCUAUGGUUUGGGGUGGUGUUGUUUCUGAAACUCUGCAACUUAAUGAGGAUACACUGUGGACAGGGGUGCCACUGGACUAUACAAACUCUGAAGCGCCUAAAGCACUGGCGGAAGUUAGGAAACUCGUUGAUGAAGGUGAAUACGUUAAAGCUACAGAAGCUGCGUUUCAGUUGUCGGAUAAACCUUCUGAUGUUUACCAACUUUUAGGUGAUAUCAAGUUAGAAUUCGAUGAUUCCCACGUGUCCUAUACAGAAGAAUCUUAUCGAAGGGAACUUGACUUGGACACUGCAACAGUAAAAGUGAGAUAUUCCGUUGGUGAUGUAGAGUUUACAAGAGAACAUUUCAUCUCUUAUCCUGAUCAAGUAAUUGUGACAAAAAUCUCUGCAAGCAAAUCAGGGAGUCUUUCAUUUACGGUAUCACUAGAUAGCAAGUUACACCAUCACUCAUUGGUAAAUGGAGAUAACCAGAUUGUCAUGGAAGGAACCUGUCGUGGUAAGAGGAUUAAGCCUAAAGAUGAUGCUGAUCCAAAAGGAAUUAAGUUUUCUGCAGUAGUUCGCUUGCAGGUUAGUGGUGAUAAAGGAGUGGUAUCAAUUUUGGACCACAGGAAGUUGAAGGUUGAAAAUUCAGACUCUGUUGUGUUACUACUGGUAGCCUCAUCUUCGUUUGGUGGGCCUUCAACUGACCCUCAAGAUUCUAAAAAGAAUCCCACUUCGGAGUCGCUAAAUAAGAUGAAUUCCUUGGAAAACAUUUCCUAUGCUGAUCUUUAUACACGUCAUCUGUCUGACUAUCAGAGUCUUUUUCACCGUGUAUCACUGAAGCUUUCUAAGAGUUCCAAGAGUGUCAAAGGUGAGAAUGACAGGGUUUCAACUGCAGAAAGAGUGAAGGCUUUCAAAACUGAUGAAGAUCCUUCCAUGGUGGAGCUUCUGUUUCAGUAUGGUCGCUAUUUGCUUAUUGCUUGCUCAAGGCCAGGAACGCAGCCGUCAAACUUGCAGGGAAUAUGGAAUAAGGAUGUUGAGCCAGCAUGGGAUGGUGCGCCGCAUCUGAAUAUCAAUCUUCAAAUGAACUACUGGCCUUCCCUUUCUUGUAAUCUUCGGGAAUGUCAAGAACCUUUGUUUGAUUACAUCUCCUCUCUGGCAGUCAAUGGAAGUAGAACAGCACGAGUCAAUUAUGAAGCUAGUGGUUGGGUGGCACAUCAAGUGUCAGAUGUAUGGGCAAAAACAUCACCAGACUAUGGGGAUCCUGUUUGGGCAUUUUGGCCAAUGGGUGGAGCAUGGCUAGUCACACAUCUGUGGGAGCAUUAUACUUACACAAUGGACAAAGGAUUUUUAGAAAAAAAGGCUUAUCCAUUGUUGGAAAGUUGCGCAUCGUUUCUGUCGGACUGGUUGAUAGAAGGCAAAGGAGGAUUUCUUGGGACCAACCCAUCAACUUCUCCUGAGCAUAGAUUUGUUGUCCCAGGUGGCAAGACUGCUAGUGUGAGUUACUCGACAACUAUGGACAUGUCAAUCAUCAGGGAAGUUUUCACCCAAGUUAUCUCUGCUUCUGAGAUUUUGGGGAAAACUAAGGAUGCUUUAGUUCAGAAGGUUAAAAAAGCACAAGCAAGGCUUUACCCAACAAAAAUUGCUAGAAAUAAUUCUAUCAUGGAAUGGGCAGAAGAUUUUCAGGAUCCAGAGCCAACCCAUCGCCAUGUGUCGCACCUGUUUGGUUUGUUUCCAGGACACACGAUAACUGUGGAGAAAACUCCAGACCUAUCUAAAGCUGCUGAGAACACACUUCUUAAUAGAGGAGAGGAAGGUCCAGGAUGGUCAACAACAUGGAAAGCAUCUCUGUGGGCUCGUCUUCAUAGCAGUAAACAUGCAUAUCGGAUGGUCAAGCAUUUGAUCGACUUGGUGGACCCAGAUCACGAGAGUGACUAUGAAGGAGGCCUUUACAGUAACCUGUUCACUGCACACCCUCCAUUUCAAAUUGAUGCCAAUUUUGGAUUUUCUACAGCAAUUGCCGAAAUGCUCGUUCAAAGUACUGUAGAUGACCUGAAUCUGCUUCCAGCUCUACCUCGCGAUAAGUGGGCAAGUGGGUGUGUGAAAGGUCUGAAAGCUCGUGGUGGUGUGACAGUCAAUAUUUGCUGGACUGGAGGAGAACUUCACGAAGUUGGUCUUUGGUCGAAGGACCACAACUCCUUAAGAAGAAUUCGUUACAACGGAGCUACAGUUACCACUGUAAUACUACCUGGGAACGUUUACACAUUCAACAAACAACUAAAAUGUGUGAAAAAGCAAAGUCUCUUCUAAAUAUCAUUUUGUCAAAAACAAAGAGGGUAUUUUUUAGGGAGGAGACUGAUUAUUGAUAAGGGGCUGGCUAUUCAAAACAUAAUGAAGUUUUUUGUCAGAAUGAGGUUUAUGAGUGAUUACUUGAUUUCAUGCUCUAUGGGCUGUUUGGUAACCAUUAUUUUAAUGGAUUAUCAGCCCAUCAUCCAUUAUUCAGAUCGCUUGGUAAUCAUUAUAAUAAUUUAUUAUUUU